ACAGGAACGAGAGGAAGAGACUCCAGAAGAUUGUUUCUACUUCGUUGACUUUCAGAGGCACAAUGCGGAAAUAGCUGCCUUUCACCUCGACAGGAUCCUGGAUUUCCGACGGGUCCCGCCCACGAUUGGAAGGUUGAUCAACGUCACCAAGGAUAUCCUGGAGGUCACCAAGAAUGAAAUCCUACAGAGCGUCUUCUUCAUUUCACCCGCCAGCAAUGUGUGUUUCUUUGCGAAGUGCCCGUACAUGUGCAAGACGGAGUACGCCGUGUGUGGGAACCCUCACCUGCUGGAGGGAUCCCUCUCCGCUUUCCUGCCGUCCCUCAAUCUGGCCCCGAGACUCUCCAUCCCAAACCCCUGGAUCCGGUCCUACUCGUUUGCUGGAAAAGAGGAGUGGGAAGUGAAUCCACUUUACUGCAACACGGUGAGGGAGAUUUACCCCUACAACAGCGGCAACCGGCUGCUCAAUAUCAUCGACAUGGCCAUAUUUGACUUCCUGAUAGGGAACAUGGACCGUCAUCACUAUGAAAUGUUCACUAAGUUCGGGGAUGAAGGCUUCCUCAUUCAUCUGGACAAUGCCAGAGGCUUUGGAAGACAUUCCCAUGAUGAAACCUCCAUCCUGGCGCCGCUCUCCCAGUGCUGCAUAAUAAAGAGGACAACGUUAUUACACCUGCAGCUCCUGGCCCUGCCGGAGUACCGGCUCAGUGAUGUCAUGAGGGAAUCCCUCCUGCUGGAUCACCUUGCACCUGUCCUCACUGAACCUCACCUCUUAGCUUUGGACAGACGGUUGUGGCUCAUCCUGAAGACCGUGGGGAAAUGCAUAGAUGCACAUGGAGAAGACAAGGUUGUGGCCAAUGACACCAAGCAGGUGGAAAUGCCCUUUUUUGACAGAGUGACACCAACCAGCUAGAGCCUUAAAUUCUUUUGGGGGCAGGGAAGAGCCCCUGGGAGCCAGCAGGUGAACUUUAAUUGCUGAUAAUUUUCACCUACACCAGCCUGUUGGAUUGAGAGGGGAGGCUCUCUGGAAGGGCUCAGAUUCUUACUGGGCUUUUAUGGUGAUUGCCCCACUAAAGCUUCAGUGCAUGGGGUAAACUUUUGCCAUGUACAUUUGCAGGCCAGGGGCUGACCACUACACUCAUUCCAUGAGCUGCUGUCCUUCAGUGGAGCAGCCCAGACGCAUCUGCCCUGUAGCUGCAGGGCAUGCCGCUGGUAAGAGUCUGGGCAUUGGCUCGCUGUACCUGCCCAGGAGCUGCAUCCUGUCCUUGAGAUGCCCCAAAACUGGAUCCAAGAAUGAAGCUGGAAUAAAGCAAUGCUGAAAGGAAAAUGUGCUUAGGAGGGCCAGGUUCUGUGAGAGAGUUCAUGCCUUUGAGGCAAAGUGGCCUUCAUCGCGUCAUUUCCUGUAGAAUGCUAGGGCAGCAUCUGUCACUUUUAAGUCAAGAAGGCACAUGGGGCCAGCUCGGCACCACCUGUCUACUAUUCAUGCAAUCAGAAACACCUCCAUCAGCCUUGGGGAAAAUGACAAGCAGCUCCAGGUGAGUUGCGUGUCACAAGGCCCACUUCACAGAGCCAAAGAUUUGAGUUUUUCAGCUGGCAUUAUGGGGGUGGGGAGGAAGAGAAAUCAUGCUCUGGGUUGUAAAGGACAGGCCAUUUAGCAUUCAUGUUAUUUAGGCCGCUGCAGUGCAGUUCUGCAAAAGAUAAAGAGCUUGACAAAGAUGCAGCACUGUUAAAUCCACUCAGCCGAGAACUGGGCUGCUAAGCAAGGGGCUCUCUCUCAGGUUAACGUAGGCACAGAAUAACAGUGUUAAAAACCAACAUUUAUUUAAGCAGUUGUAAGGCAGUCCAUCAGAACACAGUGGAAGCUAGCAACAGAUUGAACUCUGCAGAGGUGCUAGAGAGAAUCAAAAAGUAUCGUAGGAACUGGAGACCAAAACAAAACAUGCCAGCUCCUCAAAAGGCCUGAGAUAAACUGUCCUCUUCCCCUUGCCUCCCUCGGGGGAGGCUUAAAAAUAGUUUGCUAAUUGAACCUUUACCAACUGGUUCCAUUUUUUAAGUUUUCAGAAUGAGAGAGCUGAGCUUUUUUAGUAGCCUAAUGAAAGCAGUUGAGAACUUGACAGUUAUUUUCCAAUGGAUUUGUGCCAAAUUAUCACCACCACUGUAUUCUGUGGUGUGCUUGAUAGAAUGUUUGACACCUGUCAGCUGAGAAUUUGACUCAGAUUGCAUUUGAUGCAUUAACCCUUUGCAAACAAGACACAUGGAUUUCAACUAGCGUUCUUAACCAGCUUUCAGCAAGCUGCCUCAACAUUAUAGUUUUGUUGCUAGCUGAAGUUUGCCAUUUUAAGCCAGUGUUUUCAGUAGUGAUAAUGGGUGCAAAAUGAAGAUUAACCUCAACUCUAGCUUAUCAAGUCUGUCCCCAUCCCGCCUACCCUCCCCAAGGGACUGUACUUUAAAUUUACCUAACUCCAGAAUUAUUUUUAAAUUGGCUAUAUGUCAACAUACUAUAACAGGUCCUCAGCAGACUGCAAUUAUCCUUUGGAGUAAUCGGAGUAGUGUUUUGGCAAAGCUAACAUCCUCUCAAUGAUUCUCUGGCAAUUAGCUAGUGGUAAAUCUUUGCUUCCCUACUCUGGGUUAGCAAGACCGAUCCCCAGUUGUUUUUCUGUUUGAGGAAGUUUGAUUUGUUUUGUCUUUUAUUAAAGAUUCCUCCAAUAUUUUAAUGUAAUAAAGAUAAGAAACCAAAGAA
Trachemys scripta elegans is the source of this 2734-nucleotide messenger RNA. It is a transcript of the gene FAM20A, whose product is annotated as FAM20A golgi associated secretory pathway pseudokinase. NCBI's taxonomy places the organism in Eukaryota, Metazoa, Chordata, Testudines, Emydidae. Gene Ontology annotation, molecular function: protein serine/threonine kinase activator activity. The record is from RefSeq and is a predicted model, not a curated record. Gene Ontology annotation, cellular component: Golgi apparatus.